UGUAAAUUGUUGUUUUGGAAGUGGACUUCUCCUUUAAGUCGAACACACCUAUUUUCUUCUGUCUUCCAGCUUGUAUUUCCACAGCAUAUUAGUAUGAUAUUACAGAAUUUAUGAAUGAACUGCUCAUUAAUCUACCCUUCUACUAACAUUUAUUAUGACAUCCACUUCAAACAUUAAGAUGGCUGUGCACUUGUUUCUCUGCCACAUAAGGUUUGUUGAGGGCAAAGGAGAGUUCGUAGCAGGUGAGGUUUACCACAGACAGAUAUUUGAGGUCUAAUAAAUGCAGCAACUGUUUUGAGCUGUAUGUGUUUGUAAGGCUGGCCUUGUAUGUGGUAUGUAUUAAAAUCAUUUUUGUCUUCUCUUUCCAGCAGACUAACUUUGGCAUCACUAACCACCAUUUGACUUCUGUCCUCUAGUUCUUCUCAUUUCUGAUAUUCUUCAUUAGCUGUGCCAGACAGAUAUACAUUAUGGCUGAGCAUAAAGGCAACAGGGAAACUCAGGCUUAUAGACAGGAACCUGGAGAAAAGGACAAACAUGGCAAGUCACCAAAACGCGACAAUCUUCAGCUGCAGCAUGAUUGUAAGAGAAAAGAUGCUGAGAAAAAAGAAAUGGACAAUAAAUUGUUCCAAUGUGAAGACAAGGAUCAAAACAAAUUGGAAAGCAUCCAUAAGCUUUUCAGUAGACUCAAACUCAAUUGUGAAAAAUCUUACAAACUGAGGUCAAGAGACUUUCUGCAGGUAUCUCCAUCAAUACAAAGACAUGAACCUUGUAAUGAGAAGAAUUUGGUUCAAACUUAUAUACAAAGCCUCCUGAUGGCAGAUUACACAGCAAGAUACAUUCCAAUAGAAGAGGAACAAAGUGAGGUGCUUAAAGCGAAAGGCGCCAUGGCUACUGAUGUGCUAGGGGGUGAUGCCUUUGAAAAAAUUUUCAAGAGGUCUGUGCAUGUUGAUACAGGCAAAAUACAGCCCAUUCACCCAAUGGACAUUCAGAUGGCGGUGUUUCUCUCUGCAGAUAGUUUCCUUCGUCAGCUCAUGGUAGCAAAACUCUCACAAUGUCAGUAUGCUCUUCCUCUGCUUGUACCCAAUCUGCUUAACCAAGAGAUUGAAUUUCCCCUGUGGACCUUCCGACAAUUUAAGAAAAGCUGGAAGUCACACAAAGAAAACAUCAGUAAAAACCAGACAAUCUACAAGGCUAAGACACCUAUGGUUGCAUUUUUUAGGUUUUCAGAAAUUUCUUCAUCCAAGUCCGAACUAAUGAACAACCUGAUCAAUGAACGGCAUGAAACAUUUUUUCACAGACACAGUCGUGGAAGCAGCAAAUCCCGCCUGUUGAUGGAUGGAGUGGUUGAGAUCGCCUGGUACUGUCCGUCUGGAGAGAAAACUGAUAAAUUCACAGACUGUGUUGCAUUCUGUAAUCUUCAUGGCAAUGCACAAGAUAAUGAGACACAACUAAAAAUUCUGACUGAAGAGUCCUCAAUAAAUGUGGUGCUUUUGCCAAAUCUUGAUAGGAGUGAUAAAAGUAUGGCAACAGUGGAAAAGCUCUACAACAGCACAAAGCCUCUCAUUUGCCUUUUGACUGAAGAUGAGUCGGGUGUUACCAGGCUGCAGGAAGGCAAAUAUAAAGUUGGCUUGAAAGAGAGAAAUAGGUCCGACGUAUCUGAGGAUGUUAGAAAAACCAUCAAUGAGUGCCUCUCAAAACCGUUGUCGGUUUUCACACUUGAGAACAUCAGUGAACAUUCAGGAAUCAAAGUGGAUGAGAAUGAUGACAACUGCAGGAAAGGAAAAAAGGCAGCAGAGCAGAUAAUGAGACUACUGGAGAAAAUGGAAAUGACCAAAAUCAAAACAAAUAUUCUGCCUUUGCAGGGAAAACUGUGGCAUGAAUGGUGUCUAAAGAACAAAGAACUACAUCGCCCACAAGGGGAUAACAUUGAAAUGCACAAUAGCGAAAAACAAACAGAAAUGCAAAAGAUCCGUAAGCAGCAGAAAGCAUCUGACCUCAGUAAUUUUAUGAAAAUGUUUAUUGAUAAACUGAAUUCCGUAAAUGCUGAUGAGAUGUUGUAUUUCCUUAAAUGGCUUGGGAUCCUCCUGGAUGAGUACACUUCAAAAGAUCUCGGCAUGCUUCAUCAUGAUUAUUAUGAAAAAUGGUCAAAAGUGCUGGAUUUGAAAAAGGAACAUGAAAAUGAACAACUCACAGCAGAAAAGAUACAGCUAGAGAAGCUAUCAGAAAAACUGAAUGCAGCAACAUUUGGCUUGGAGCACAUACUAAGUGAAAUUGGCCAGAUAUAUGAAUCAGGUGUAUCUGUGAAGAAAAAUAAACAAUUUGGAUGUAAAUUAGAUGUCAAGUCUUUCCCACAGUUUGUUGCAGAGCUCAUGAUCUCCGGAUACCCACUGGAGCUGAUGGAUGGUGAUGCAGCUCAUGUGCCUCUGAUUUGGGUUCAAGCGGUUUUAGAUGAACUUAUCAAAAUGCUGGGAGCAAGAGUCUUUGUGUUGUCAAUUUUGGGCAUUCAGAGCACUGGAAAGUCCACUAUGCUGAAUGUCAUGUUUGGACUGCAGUUUGCAGUCAGCGCUGGAAGGUGCACCAGAGGAGCCUUCAUGCAGCUGGUCAAGGUGUCUGAAGAACUAAAACAGUUAAACUUUGACUACAUUCUUGUUGUAGAUACUGAGGGUCUUCAUGCUCUAGAGUUGGCUGGCAGAUCAACAAGAAAUCAUGAUAAUGAAAUGGCAACGUUUGUUGUUGGUCUUGGAAACAUGACUCUAAUCAAUAUCUUUGGAGAGAAUCCAGCUGAGAUGCAGGACAUCCUUCAGAUUGUUGUUCAAGCCUUCCUGAGGAUGAAGAAGGUUCGACUGAACCCCAGCUGCAUGUUUGUGCAUCAGAACGUUGGAGACAUCACAGCAGGCGAGAAGAACAUGGUAGGGAAAAGGCACUUGCAGGAGAAACUAGAUGAGAUGACUCAACUAGCGGCUAAAGAAGAAAUCUGUGAUGCAGAAUGUUUCAGUGAUGUCAUUAAAUUUGAUAUAAAGACUGAUGUGAGGUACUUUGCCCAGCUCUGGGAAGGCAGCCCACCCAUGGCACCACCCAAUCCAUGUUACAGUGAAAAUGUGCAGGAGCUUAAGAGCACUAUUCUCUCUCAUGCCUCAAAAAGUAAGGGUGUCACACUGGCACAAUUCAGAGAUCGUAUUGAAGACCUCUGGAAUGCUCUUCUGAAUGAAAACUUUGUUUUCAGCUUCAAAAAUACUUUGGAAAUUGUAACAUACAGGAAAUUGGAAGAGGAGUACGCAAAGUGGACCUGGAGUCUCAGAAGUGCCAUGUUGGAGAUUGAAGAUAAACUGCACAACAGAAUCAACAACAGGCAACUACAUAAAGUUGAGAGUAGAGAACUGGAAGAGGAGAUGGCAAAGACCUUUGAAAAGGUGAAAAGCUCCAUGAACCAUUAUUUUGAAGAACAUAAAGAAAAAGAGAUGCUAAUUCAGUGGAAACUCAAAUUUCAUGAGAAAAUCAAGCACCUUUACUGGGAGCUUGUAAGAGACACAAAAACUAAAUUUGAGAACAUCAUCUGCCAAAAGGAAGCUCUCACCAAACUGGAUGGAGAGAAAAACCUGCAUGAAAGAAGACUCCUAGAGAAAAGCAAAGAGCUUGCUUUCAGUCUUAAAGACAAGGCUCUUGAUGAGAAUGAGUUGAGAACACUGUUUGAUUCAGUUUGGGAAAAGUGGGUCUCUGAGCUGACAGGAGAUGUUCCACCUCUUAAAGAAAUCAAUAUAGCACAUGACAUAAUUACAAUCCUAUAUGAAAUUCAUGAAAAAGCACUUGUGCGUGACAGAUUAAAUAAAUUUGAAAACAUUGUUCAUGUGUCUGAUUUCACUUCAUAUGUAAAUCCCAUCAACAAAUUAAACAGAAGUUCCAUUAAUUCCACACCACUGUUACCACCAGAAGAACAAGACUUAAUAAAACAACUAAUGCACAAUGUCUGGCGUCAAACUGAGAACCAGGUGAAGUCAAAAUCAGUUUCAAAAACUGGUUAUAACAAAAGUUAUAUUCAAGAAAUUGUACAACUUGUAAAAAUUAAUCUUGGAGGGCACAAGUGCAUGUACAUAAAAUAUGAGUUCAAGAAAGAGUUCAUUCUUGAUUUGACACUUUAUAUGUGCAAAGAGGCGGGUAUGAGGUUUGCAGAACUCCAUCAGGUUUUUAGAAAGGCUAAUGAUCCUGUGAUUUAUUUAGAGAAGAAGAAACCAGAAUACUACAGGGUCUUCAAAGGAUUCUGUGAAGGUGCAGAAUCUGCUGCAGUAUUUGGAGCCUUGAUUUGUAGUGAGCUGAAAAACCCCAUUCUCCAGAGUGUCUACAACAAGACUGCAAAUGAUCUAGCAGGUGAGAUGAGGACAAACAUUCCAGCUUUCAAAGGCAACAGGUCAAACCUGGAGAAACACAUUCUGAAAGCACUAGCAGAGGAGGAGACUUUCAAAAAUUUAUUGAAGUACAUUGAUGAUCCCAAGGACCACUUUGAAAAUUUCAUUCAAUGUGAAGUGAAAGCAUACAUAACAGAGGGUAACUCAUCAGCUCUUUCAAUGAUUAAAGAAAAUAUUAGACACAAGGAGCAAUGUGUCAUCACAGCUGCUAAAAGGGCAACAGCUGAAGUCUUGAGAAAAGAUGAAGAUGCAAAUAUGUGGCUGGAGAUUUUCUCAGACUGUCUGAAAGAUGAUCUUGAAUACAAUAAAGAACAUCUCACUGGCAGCUGCUGUCAGGACAUCACUGACUUUGAACUUCUGGAAGAGGUUGUGAAAAGAAAACUUAGCCCCAUCACAGAAGAACUGAACAAAUGUUUAACAAAACUCUCUGAUAUUGAAAUAAAAAUGUUCAGGGAACCACCAGAUGAGAUUUUGAUUGAACAUUUCUGCCACUGCUGCUGGGUUCAAUGCCCCUUCUGUAAUGUUGUCUGUGUUAACACAAUGGAGGACCAUCCUGGAGAUCAUAUUGCUCCCUUCCAUCGUAACUGUGGGAUGAAUGGAAUGAUUUACAGAGGUACAACUAAUCUUUGCUUGGACUUCUGCACAUCUUCAGUGGCAAGUGACGUCAAGCGUUUUUACCCAGAUUGCACAUCAGAUGUGAAAGUUUUAUGGAAAGAGUACAGAACAGCAGGCCCAGAGUUUGAGAAAUGGUCCAUCACGCCUGAUCUCUCAGAGCUGCCAUACUGGAAGUGGUUUGUGUGUCGAUUCCAGGCUGAUUUGGAGAAGUAUUAUAACAAAACCUUCAGUGGCUGUGGUACGAUUCCAAACGAAUGGAGAUCCUACACAAAAGAGCAAGCUAUGGAGAGUUUGGAGAAAUACCUGUAAAUUUAAGCAUUGCCUUAAGUUUUUCAAUAAACUCAAAGAGGGAAAAAAGUGUCCUGUAAAGCUUGGAGCUUAUUACCAAUAGGUUUUAUUUUUCUCACCACUUACAAGCCUUAAAAGAGAUUAAAAUAGAGAUUAAAAUAAAGAGAUUUCAUUAUAAUUACAAUUUUGUAAGAUUUUUAAUUCCUUUAUACAGAAAUUAUUAUAUAUACCAUUA
Labeo rohita (rohu) is the source of this 5538-nucleotide messenger RNA. RefSeq names its product interferon-induced very large GTPase 1. The record is from RefSeq and is a predicted model, not a curated record. Gene Ontology annotation, molecular function: GTP binding. NCBI's taxonomy places the organism in Eukaryota, Metazoa, Chordata, Actinopteri, Cypriniformes, Cyprinidae.